Messenger RNA from Rangifer tarandus platyrhynchus (Svalbard reindeer), 1346 nucleotides. The record is from the annotation of a GenBank genome assembly. NCBI's taxonomy places the organism in Eukaryota, Metazoa, Chordata, Mammalia, Artiodactyla, Cervidae.
AUGUUGACCAAGGAGCACCGCUGCGGCCGAUCGUUGGAGCAGGAACCUGAGCCCAAGCCGAGUCCGAAAAAAGCCGGAUCCAGACGGUGGCUCCGAAACGGCUGUAAGUGGAAGAUGGAGGAGUCGGAGGAACCGGCGGACCGUGGGCAGUCGCUGCCCCCAGUUUACAUUUACAGUCCCGAGUAUGUUAGCAUGUGCGACUCCCUGGCCAAAGUCCCCAAACGGGCCAGUAUGGUACAUUCCUUGAUUGAAGCAUAUGCACUGCAUAAGCAAAUGAGGAUAGUUAAGCCCAAAGUGGCCUCCAUGGAGGAGAUGGCCACCUUCCAUACUGAUGCCUAUCUGCAGCAUCUCCAGAAGGUCAGCCAAGAUGGAGAUGAUGAUCAUCCAGACUCCAUAGAAUAUGGACUAGGUUAUGACUGCCCAGCCACUGAAGGAAUAUUCGACUAUGCUGCAGCUGUAGGAGGGGCUACAAUCACAGCUGCCCAGUGCCUGAUUGAUGGAAUGUGCAAAGUAGCAAUCAACUGGUCUGGAGGGUGGCAUCAUGCAAAGAAAGAUGAAGCAUCUGGUUUUUGUUAUCUCAAUGAUGCUGUCCUGGGAAUAUUACGAUUGCGACGGAAAUUUGACCGUAUUCUCUAUGUGGAUUUGGAUCUGCACCAUGGAGAUGGUGUAGAAGAUGCCUUCAGUUUCACCUCCAAAGUCAUGACGGUGUCCCUGCACAAAUUCUCCCCAGGAUUUUUCCCAGGAACAGGUGACGUGUCUGAUGUUGGCCUAGGGAAGGGACGGUACUACAGUGUAAAUGUGCCCAUUCAGGAUGGCAUACAGGAUGAGAAGUAUUACCACAUCUGUGAAAGUGUACUAAAGGAAGUAUACAUAGCCUUUAAUCCCAAAGCAGUGGUCUUACAGCUGGGAGCUGAUACAAUAGCUGGAGAUCCCAUGUGCUCCUUUAACAUGACUCCAGUGGGAAUUGGCAAAUGUCUCAAGUACAUCCUUCAGUGGGAGUUGGCAACACUCAUCUUGGGAGGAGGAGGCUAUAACCUUGCCAACACGGCUCGAUGCUGGACAUACUUGACCGGGGUCAUCCUAGGGAAAACACUAUCCUCUGAGAUCCCAGAUCAUGAGUUUUUCACAGCAUAUGGUCCUGAUUAUGUGCUGGAAAUAACGCCAAGCUGCCGGCCAGACCGCAAUGAGCCCCACCGAGUCCAGCAAAUCCUCAACUACAUCAAAGAAGUGGUCAGUAGGGUUUGGAGCCCAGUAUUUUGGCUUGGGGAAGUAGGUCAAGAAGAAGACUGUGGAGGGACCAGUCCUGUAGGAUUUCAAGUGAUUGCUUUUCCCUCAAAGAUUCUUAG